AUGCCUGACGAUAAAACUGCUCCGUCGCCCAUCAAUCAAUUGUUGUUGCCGCUGAAGAAGACAUUCAGCUGGUCUGGACUCUGGACCAAGGUCUCUCAAUAUGAUUUUAAAUGGUCACUCCCUAUAUGGGGGGCAGUGGACGAACUACAAGGCAUGGUUAGAAGUUCUUUGAGAUCUCAUCAGGCGACAGGAUUUUUCUGUUUGCAAGCGGGAGGCACUCCGUUUGUUCAUCUGUCAGCCGCAUCAUCUGGUGGAGAUGUAAGCCACCUGACACCUAAAAAAACAGCAACCAACUUAUCUCCAAAAGGAAAAGGAAAAGGAAAAGGAAAACGCUACUCGAGCAUAUCUCCAAAAGCAUCAAAGGACACGACACCGUUGAGCUACAAAUUCCCCCCAAUGGAAAAAAAACCAAAAUGGUACUGGAGAUCCUUAGCAUGCCUGCCUUACCUGAUGCCGCUCCACGAAACAUGGAUGUAUGCAGAAACCGCGUAUCACCUUCACCCUUUCCUCGAAGAUUUCGAGUUCCUAACUUACCCUUUUCUGAGCGCCCUCGGGGGUCUACCCAGCUGGUUCUUGAUCGCGUAUUUCAUAAUCGCGUAUCUGGCGAUUGUUAGAAGAAAAGAGUGGCCCCACUUUAUCCGGUUUCAUGUGGUGUCGGGGAUGCUGUUGGAGAUCGCCCUUCAGGUGACUGGAACCAUAUGGCGGUGGUUGCCUACCGCCUGGUAUUGGGGUAAGAUUGGGAUGCAUUUUUGGACCGCAUUCGCGUUUGCUUUCCUGUUUACGGUUUUGGAGUGUGUUCGCUGUGCUCUUGCUGGAAUGUAUGCUGAUGUCCCCUUUGUGUCUGAUGCCGCUUAUAUCCAAAUCCCUUAUGAAUAACCUAAGCUGCAUGUUGUUUAUUAUUCUUCUCUCUCUCUCUCUCUCUCUCUCUCUCUC
This is a messenger RNA of Lactuca virosa, 933 nucleotides long. NCBI's taxonomy places the organism in Eukaryota, Viridiplantae, Streptophyta, Magnoliopsida, Asterales, Asteraceae. The record is from the annotation of a GenBank genome assembly.